AUGGCAAAGCCGCUGGCCAUGGACGUCUGGCUCGCCCUGCAGCGCAUGCCGUAUCCGGACAAGGAUGCGGCAUGGAAGCAUAUGAAGGCUGUAGGCCACAAGCAAGAACGGAGGUUUCCUGGCUAUUCAUUCCUUCCCAGAGGGGGUUUGUCAUCUCCCUAUGUGCGGUUCCUUACAGAUGCAGAUCUCAUCUUCAACGCCACAUCAUCCGGCAAUGUGGAUCCCGAGGAUUUCUACAUGUUGCAUGAGCUGGCAGUCGGGCUUUUUCGCGGCCGGGCCAAUCUGCACAGCGCCCGCAUCGUUUCCGGUGGUGAGGAGCUCUUUGACGAGGACAUCCAUACUGCAGAUGACAUGGCUCAAGUUUGUACCUUCGUCCGACAAGGCUGCGACGUGGCGACUUUGACAGGCAGUUAUCGUCUGCCGAGUGGCUGGCACGUGCCGGUUGAUCUGACGCUCCAAAAAGGCGACAAGGACAUGUCCAAAGCCACAAGGCUCGAUCGGAUCCUUUCGAACAUCGAGGAUCUCAAUUUUGCCAAGGUCGUCUCGAGAGUUCGAGGGAUGUUGAAGCCCGCUGGCAAAGCUCGGCUGUCGGAUGCUUGGAAUCGCCAGGGUGGUGCCCUGCGGUUUCUUGUGACGCAGCUUCGCCUUGUCAGCCGCAUGCCACUAAAGGAGCAGCAACCGUACUUGAGUUUCUUACAGCUGCCCCCCGGCUUCACACCCGAGGCCUGGAAAGAUGCCGCAGAGAUCGAAAUGCAGCACCGAGCGCUGGAAGUUAUUGAUGAAUGCAAAGCUGUCAUUAGCAACGCCUUCGCCGAUCGUGCAGGAGAGAUCUGGGACGCACUGGAAAGCAAAUCCCAGAUCUUCCUAUCAACGGCUGGUGGCUCGCAGUUGGAGGGUCUUACCUUGGACGAGCCGUAUGUUGAAAGGUAUGGGACCAAAGGUCGCAAAGGCAAGGGCAGUGGUACUGGCAAGGGCGGUGAUGACAGAGACGCAGUGGAUUCUAAAGGUGCUCCUUCGAGAGGCACCGGCAAGGCUGGCAAAGGCAGAGGCCAUGGAAAGGAUGGUGCGGGUGGAUAUCCAGCCCAUGUCGAAGGUGUCCAUGCCAAAGGCCAUGGCAAGAAAGGCGAUGGACAUGCUGGCAAGAAAGGCAAGGGUCGAUAUGGCUAUCCAUCCGGUUGGUAG
This is a messenger RNA of Symbiodinium necroappetens, 1182 nucleotides long. NCBI's taxonomy places the organism in Eukaryota, Dinophyceae, Suessiales, Symbiodiniaceae. The record is from the annotation of a GenBank genome assembly.